AUGAUUUUGUCGUCCGUGAUACUUUUCUUUGCAUUUUACGUAGGUUGGAUAAAAUGGAUUUAUCAUCGAUAUCACAGGACAUCCGUAAUGUCAGGUCUUUUAUCCAAUGACCCUGAACAUAAAAGGGGUUUCCGAGAUGUACAAGAAACUUCUCUCGCACUUGAUUCAGGGCGAGCAUUGUUUGUAAUUGCACAUCCUGAUGAUGAGUGCAUGUUUUUCAGUCCUUCAAUAAUUAUGUUGUUGAAGCAGAAUGUUUCUGUGCAGUUGUUAUGCUUGUCAUCUGGUAAUUACUACAAUCAGGGCGUGCAGCGCAAAAAAGAACUCCUCGACAGUGCAGCCGUUUUGGGAAUAGCAGCAUCCCAAGUCUUCAUAAUUGAGCACAAAGAUCUUCAAGAUGACCCUAAAGCAGAAUGGAGCAUUUCUCUCACAUCAAACCUGAUUUUGAGACACAUCCAGACACAUUCCAUCAACGUUGUACUGACAUUCGACGGAAGUGGAGUAAGUGGCCAUGCCAACCACAUUGCCAUCUACAAGGCCCUCAGUCAUCUUGCUGUCACUGGGAAAGUACCACAUGACUGUCAUGUCCUGGUUUUGAACACCAUCAGCAUCUUCAGAAAGUAUCUCUCCAUCUUGGAGCUGCCUAUCAGUUGGCUAAUUCCCUCUGACCUGUGCUGCAUACUUAGUUCAAAAGAGUAUAAACAAGCCAAAAGGGCCAUGUUCUGUCAUCGCAGCCAGUUGUUGUGGUUUCGCCACCUCUACAUACUCUUUUCUCGCUAUAUGUUUGUCAACACAUUCCACGACAUCCCCCUUUCCAGGAAAGAUAUCAAAGUCUAUUAGUUUGACCUUCCAUUUUGUCCUCACAACUUGAGGAAUGAACUAAAUUCACCACUUACAACUAGAGGUAUACUGACCAAUUUACCGAAAUGACUGGUAGCCCCUAUGGACACACUAACCAAUGCACUGGAACAAUUACGUUGUUACGAGUAUGGACACACUGACCAAUACACUGGAAUGACUGGGCUAUGUUUACGAGUAUGGACUGGCCUGCAUAAAGACACAGUUAAACCGUAUGUUACUUUUUACCGACUACGGCUGCUGGUGUAUGCACUGACAUUUUAUUUUAAUGUUAUUGAGUUGUAUCUUCCGAUUUUCUUCUUGACCCUUUGUUAAAUUGAAGCAUAUACCGGUAAUAGCUCCUGUUGAACCAUGCUAAUUGAUGUUGCCUUUGAUUCAUGACUCUCCUAAAGAAAACAUUCAGUUCAAAUUGAUCUCAAUGGACACUGUUAGGACUGUUCUGUUACUUGGUUUUGUGAAGAUGAUUUGUAGUAGGCCUGUUUUUACAUUCAUGCUGCAGAGCUGGUGCCUUCCUCGUGUAAUUAAGGACUUUUAUUCCAUUACUGUAAAAAUAAAUAUCUUUACUAUGUUAA
Molecule: messenger RNA, 1427 nt
Organism: Alosa sapidissima (American shad)
Lineage: Eukaryota; Metazoa; Chordata; Actinopteri; Clupeiformes; Clupeidae
Gene: pigl
Product: phosphatidylinositol glycan anchor biosynthesis, class L
Exons: 1
Coding region: 1-837 (278 amino acids)
Biological process (GO): GPI anchor biosynthetic process
Cellular component (GO): endoplasmic reticulum
Molecular function (GO): N-acetylglucosaminylphosphatidylinositol deacetylase activity
Source: RefSeq, a predicted model, not a curated record